This is a messenger RNA of Diuraphis noxia (Russian wheat aphid), 837 nucleotides long. It is a transcript of the gene Vps37B, whose product is annotated as vacuolar protein sorting 37B. NCBI's taxonomy places the organism in Eukaryota, Metazoa, Arthropoda, Insecta, Hemiptera, Aphididae. Gene Ontology annotation, cellular component: ESCRT I complex. Gene Ontology annotation, biological process: protein targeting to vacuole; ubiquitin-dependent protein catabolic process via the multivesicular body sorting pathway; protein targeting to membrane. The record is from RefSeq and is a predicted model, not a curated record.
UUUUAUAAUUUAUAAUUUUUAAUUUUGUUCACUCCUACAAUCAYUCUUGUCAUUUUAUCUUCAUUUAUAUAUAUUAAUUUACUCACGAAUGUCUCAGUAAAWCAUGUUUAAUAAUUCAACAGCUGUAAGUUCAGUAAUGGGGCUAAUGUCUCAUUUAACUGCUUCUGAUCUCAAAGAAAUACUAAAUGAUGAUAGUAAAUUUGAGAUGUAUGCUAAAGAACUAAAACCGAACAAAGAAAUMGAUACUGAAAAAGAAAUGUUAAUAGCAAGUAAUCAAUCUUUGGCUGAAUUUAAUCUUACUAAAGAACCAGAAUUAGUUAGUGGUAAAGAAAGAUUAUGUGAAAUGUAUGAGGAAGCAGAAAAGCUUUAUAAGAGUGUUACAGAAAAAGUAAAUACUCUAAAACAACACAAAAGUAGUAUGAAUCCAGAAACUAUAUUAGCUUUGUUGCAAACUGCUUCUUGUGAAACUGAAGAAGAAUCAGAUAAAUUGGCAGAAAAAUUUUUAAGUGGCGACACUGACUUAGAAGGCUUUUUGGAAGAAUUCCUAAAGCGACGUAAGGAUAUGCAUUUGCGUAAAGCUAAAGCAGAUAAAAUGUCUGAAUUGCUAAGUAGACGUAAUAAUUCCUUCAGACCAUCAAUCAAUAACAUUCAACAAACAACAGCAGGAUAUCCACAACCUGGAUACCCCAAUUCAUUUUAUUUUCAACCUACUUCAAUGCCAUAUCCAAAUGUACCCAUUAAUAUGCCCAUGCCAGGAAAUCAAUUUAUAAACAGACAAUAUUAAUUCAMAAUUUAUUAAUUAAUAAUUAUAUACAAAACAACGAUGUUACAUUUAUU